CACCAAUGGCGGCUCCCAUGUCCUGGAGGAGGCUGGUGCACUCCGUGUACUCACCGGCCAUCGCCGGGGUUUUUACACGUAUAUCGGACCGACUUUUCCGUGCUCGGGACAGAAGAGGAGGCUCCUCCGUGCUGCUGCUGGCUCCCCUGCUGGCUGAAACCGACCCGGCCCCGUGUCGCGUCUCCAGGCCCACCGGGUCAGCCGGAGCUCAGGGCACAGACGGCCUCUGCACCCACUUCCGAUGGAUGGCGGAGCACGUACCCGCCUUCCGGGUGCCGGGCACCCACAUCCACAUUCUCACAUCGCCCGACCAGUUCUACCAGGCCAUGAAGGUGCGAAUCAAGACGGCAAAGAGGCGAGUGGUGAUGGCCUCGUUGUAUCUGGGAACGGGUCAGCUGGAGCAGGAGCUGGUGGACUGUAUGGAGGAAGCUCUACAACGCUCCCAGGACAGAGGUUGCUCUCCUGACCUAAAGGUCUCCAUACUGCUGGACUACACCCGCGGGUCACGAGGGCAGGUUAACUCGAGGACCAUGCUGCUGCCGUUGUUGCAACGCUUCACCUCUCAGAUGCGGGUCUCUCUGUACCACACUCCAGACCUGAGGGGGCUGCUGCGGCUGCUGGUCCCUCAGCGCUUCAACGAGACCAUCGGAGUCCAGCACAUCAAAGUCUACCUGUUUGACGACAGCAUCAUCAUCAGUGGGGCCAACCUGAGCGACUCGUACUUCACCAACAGACAGGACCGCUACGUGCUGCUGGAGAACUGCAGGGAGGUCGCCGACUUCUUCUCCGAGCUGGUGGAGGCUGUGGGAGACGUUUCCCUGCAGCUUCAGCCCGAUGACUCGGUCACCAUGCUGGAGGGCAUGGUGCACCCGUACAAAGGCAACAGGCAGGACUUCUCAGCGGUGGCGAGGAAGCGGAUCAUGGAGGUCGUGAACACGGCUCACGUGAGGCAGCAGCUGCUGAACCGGUCGGAGGACUCUGAGGACGAGGGGAUGAGCGAGGGGGAGGAGGACACCUGGGUGUUCCCCCUGGUCCAGAUGAAACCUCUGGGCAUCCAGGUGGACGAGCAGGUCACACAGCGUUUGCUGACGGAUGCCGGGCCGGACUCCACUGUGUUUCUAACAUCGGGUUACUUCAACCUGACCCGGGCGUACAUGCGGCUGGUGCUCGGGGCCGGCGCCAGCUACCGCAUCCUCACCGCCUCCCCCGAGGUCAACGGGUUCUUUGGAGCCAAGGGCGUCGCCGGAGCGAUCCCUGCAGCUUACAUCCACAUCGCCCGACAGUUUUACAACCGCGUGUGUCAGCUGGGCCAACAGGAGAGGGUGCACCUGCACGAGUACCACAGACCACAGUGGACCUUCCACGCCAAAGGUCUGUGGUAUUACCUCCAGGGGCAGGAUCGGCCUUGCCUCACUCUAAUUGGUUCCCCUAAUUUCGGUUACCGCUCGGUUCAUCGUGACCUGGAGGCCCAAAUCGCUAUAGUAACCGAGAACGAGGAGCUGCAGAACCAGCUGCAGGAGGAGCAGGAGACGUUGUACCGACGCUCCACUGAGGUGGACAGCUCCACGUUCGAGCGGCCGGACCGCCACGUCAGACUGUGGGUGAAACUAGUCACUCCCCUCAUCAAGAAUUUCUUCUGAGAUGCCGUCAGGGGGAAGAUGGCUUCGGAUUUCAUUGGUCCUGAGGUCUAAGGUCUCGGUGGAGGUCUCGGUCCCGCUCACGCAGAUGAUACAGUCGAGAAUCACCGACACGCUGGGAGUCUGCUUCUUCAGCUUCACCUCGGCUACAACCCUCAUCAGUGACUGUCGUAUGCACACACUCACAGGAGCAGACGUAUGUGCUGAAUUCAGGAGGAAAAUCCUCUUUUUUUUUUUUCAAAUUUAAGCUACAGACCCUUCACAUCUGUUACUCCGUUAGACUGUUUCUAUAGUAACACCUGGUGUCCUCACACUGGAUUUCUGGUUUUGCAGUAUUACUACUACUGUACAUACAUCUCUACAGACCCACGUUGCAUGUAUAAGAAGGUGAUAGAGACUUCAUCAGUGAGUGUCCCUGAUGUAAUGAAGGCUGUGAUGGUAAACAGACGGGUGUGGUGAAGCAUUGCGAUUCCUCAAGGAGCCUUAAUAACAGUUUUUAAGAGCUCUCAGAGUGUGUUUACAGCUCUGCCCACAGCAGUAAUCAAAGUUAACUGUACAGUGUCUAUGUGUUAUUAUCUGUGUAAAUUAAAGGAUGAUGUG
This is a messenger RNA of Toxotes jaculatrix (banded archerfish), 2237 nucleotides long. RefSeq names its product CDP-diacylglycerol--glycerol-3-phosphate 3-phosphatidyltransferase, mitochondrial. Bases 6 to 1640 code for a protein of 544 amino acids. NCBI's taxonomy places the organism in Eukaryota, Metazoa, Chordata, Actinopteri, Toxotidae. Gene Ontology annotation, cellular component: mitochondrion. Gene Ontology annotation, biological process: cardiolipin biosynthetic process. The record is from RefSeq and is a predicted model, not a curated record. The transcript has 11 exons. Gene Ontology annotation, molecular function: CDP-diacylglycerol-glycerol-3-phosphate 3-phosphatidyltransferase activity.